Messenger RNA from Mycena indigotica, 2319 nucleotides. RefSeq names its product Fungal-trans domain-containing protein. Gene Ontology annotation, molecular function: DNA binding; zinc ion binding. The transcript has 15 exons. Lineage: Eukaryota; Fungi; Basidiomycota; Agaricomycetes; Agaricales; Mycenaceae. Bases 25 to 2319 code for a protein of 764 amino acids. Gene Ontology annotation, biological process: DNA-templated transcription. The record is from RefSeq and is a predicted model, not a curated record.
UCCCCCUCAGGCGACCGUGCGACGAUGGGUGGAGGAACUUGUUCGAAUUGCCUAAGCGUCAAGGCUGAAUGCGCGCAUACGAGGCGGAAGGGCACGAAAAACCGCUCGAAAGCGUCCAUCCAAAGCCUCAAGACCGCGAAAGAGCAUGUGUCCAAGAUUGUGUCUUCGACAGCGGUCUACAUUCCGCCCAGCGAUGCUGCGGCAUCGAACCAGAUUCUGAUAGAGGUUGCGCAGUAUGCGCGCUCGCUGGAGGAGCAAGUCGCGUCGCUGCAAGGCCAGCUCAUACGCAAUGCUACAAAUUCGGCCUCCCCGCCCUCCCACGACAGCCCAACUCCAGAAGCUGAGUCAAGCACACAAUCCAACGGCAUCGGCGAGGGAAGCGGGUUUCGACUAAUGAGAGAGGACUUUGUGGAGAAGAAACCGAUGGAUCGUAGUUUCCAGUUUGUCAAGGCUGCGAUCCAGCAUGUCCCACCGAAUACUCGGCCAAUGCUCGAUCUCCCGUGGAAGCGGCCGGAAGUGUGGUUACGCCAGCCGUGGGAAAUUAUCAUUCACGAGGUGACUAAACCUCGACACACUUUUCCCGAUGACGACCUCCUCUCCUCGCUCGUGGACAUGUAUUUCGAAAAGAUCAAUCCUAUUCUCAGCAUUAUCCAUCAACCCUCCUUCCGCAAAGCGCUGUUCGUAGAGCGCAAACACAUUCAAGACCCUCAUUUUGGAUCUGUCGUCCUCGCAGUAUGUGCCCUUGGCAGUCGACAUUCGGAGGACCCGAGGGUACUAUUGGAGGGGACGACGGAUGAGUACAGCUGUGGCUGGAAGUGGUUCUCCCAACUACAGCUCGUGGUGCUGUCCAUUUCCUUCUUAAGCGCAACUGCCAUGGGCUAUCGCGAGGAAUCCUGGUUACUUGCUGGUAUGGGAUUGAGUUUUGCAGAGGCGGCUGGGCUACAUCACCGACAUGGGGAUGGCUAUCGGAACCUCAGUCCACUCGACGCAGAGCAGUGCCGUCGAGCCGUAUGGCUUUUGGUUGUGUCGGACUCCGUCAUCAGUUGCCUUCAAGGUGGACAAGGCAGGGUCAAAACAAUGCAAAUCGACGAAUUAGAUCUUGAUUCGCCGUCGAACAAAGACGAGGAAUAUUGGGGACUGCAGGAGCUUCAACCAUUUGGAAAACCGUCGCGAUGCGAUUUCAUUGUGUCGUACAUAGAACUGGUCAAGAUACUUUUUGAUAUCCAAGAGACCGUGUAUCCAGAGGACGGGGAGCCUGUUGCUGAAGAAGAAAUCAUUGCCCUAGACUCACAGUUGAAUCAGUGGGUUGAGAGUAUACCUGAUCAUUUGAAAUGGAACGCGAACCUUGACAAUAUUUUUCUGGAUCAAUCAGCCUCGCUCUAUGCGACUUAUUACCAUGCUCAGAUAAUUCUUCAUCGCGUGUUUAUCCCGAUACCGGGCAAAGAAUCAUUGAAUGCGUCUGUCUUCAGUCGGGCCAAGCUUACCUUCCCGUCUCUGGCUAUCUGCACAAAUGCUGCUCGUUCUUGUGCCCACGUCCUCAAUAUUCACGCCAAGCGUGGACAUGGGUUGUUACAUCUUCCAACGCUGACCACCAUCCUCUUUGACUGCACAAUCGUCCUCUUCAUCAAUGUCCUGAGCAACGGGAAGAAGAUACACACCCAAGAAGAGUUCUCGCGGGCAACAGUCGACAUACAAAACUGUUUCGCUAUCAUGAGACUAUAUGAGCGACGAUGGCGAUUUGCCGGUCGUCGCUGCGAUGCCAUACGUGCUGGACUAAAUCUGAUCAAAUUUGCGAUUCUCUCGAAUAAUUCGGCUUCCACAUCGACACACGCACCAGUUUCAGUGCAGGCAUCUCAUUCGCCGAUUGUCGAGGAGUUUUGGUCGACGACUACUGCUACCAGUAACUCUGACACAUCUUCCAACAGUCCAUCCUCCGCACGCACUCGCGCGCCACAGCAUUUUAAAACACUUGCAGAAUCCGUCGAUUCCGUUAGCCACCUAUUCAACCUACCUCUCCGAACAGAGGAACUUGGGAAUUAUAACAUACCUUUCGACCCUACCGCACCAUCUGGAUUCCUGCCAGGGGGCGAUUGCUUGGCCAAUCCAAAUGACCAGCCGCCAAUGCCAGACCUUGGCGGAUAUGACGCUGAGAUGGAUUUGGAGGCAAUGUUUGGCACGGGAUUCUCUACGGAGCAGCUUUUUGCUGAGGCGGUCCGGCCUAACUUGGAGCCAGGCGUGGCGCAAGUAGAUCCAUGGGAUGUGUUCUCAGGCUAUGGCUGGGGAGAUUGGAGCUCGUACUUAAUGGACGAGACCCUGUAG